ACAUGGUCAAGGAACAAUUGAGGAAUUGCGAAAUCGAGACUUCAGAAAGGAAUUGGAAGAAAGAGAGCGGAUUGACAAGGGUAAAAGAUCAAGCCAUUCAACCAUUCAGGAAAUCAACUGUAUUUAGUAUAAAAAGACAAAAGUUACAUCAAGUUCCUGCCGCUAGCUUCGAUGCAAUUGAUCCAUUUGAGGAUGAAGAAUCACGAGAUCAGAAUCAAGAUUCUGAUAGUAAUGAAGAAUCAGAUUCUGAUGAAGAUGAUACUGCUGCGAUUUUGGCUGAACUUCGGAGGAUCAAGAAAGAACAAGCAGUAAAACAAGUUAAAAAAGAAAUGAAGAAACGACAGGAAGAGAAAAAAAUAUGUAUGGGAAAUAUAUAUUCAGGAAAUCCUUUGUUGAAUUAUUCUUCACAGAAUGGAAGAGUAGAUAUGAAAAUAUUAAGAAGAUGGGACGAUGCCGUCUUUAAAAAUUGUGCACGUUCCGAACUAAAGAAGAAACAUGAUGUUUUUAUUAAUGAUUCUCUACAAAGCGAAGGCCAUUGUAAAUUUAUGGAGAAAUAUGUUGAGUAA
Molecule: messenger RNA, 566 nt
Organism: Atta colombica
Lineage: Eukaryota; Metazoa; Arthropoda; Insecta; Hymenoptera; Formicidae
Product: protein CWC15 homolog B-like
Exons: 2
Coding region: 3-566 (187 amino acids)
Biological process (GO): mRNA cis splicing, via spliceosome
Cellular component (GO): catalytic step 2 spliceosome
Molecular function (GO): RNA binding
Source: RefSeq, a predicted model, not a curated record